Molecule: messenger RNA, 1332 nt
Organism: Benincasa hispida (wax gourd)
Lineage: Eukaryota; Viridiplantae; Streptophyta; Magnoliopsida; Cucurbitales; Cucurbitaceae
Product: hydroxyproline-rich glycoprotein family protein
Source: RefSeq, a predicted model, not a curated record
AAAAUCCGGAAAAAACGUUCAAAACUAAAUUUGAAACUGACAAACGAAGAAGAAUACCUAAAACCCUGAGGAGGGCGUUGUUCUUCCCUCCUCCACUCUCCUCUCCUUUCAACUCCUAUGGACUGACGAACAGCAAUCUAUGGUGAAAAUGAAGAUUAAGCUUCUUGCUAGAGGACGAUUACACUCUUACAGUUCUAUCGAGCACUCUAUUUCCGGCAUAAAAUCAGCGUUCAGUAGGAAAGAUGUUGACUAUUUUGUACCUAGCUCAAAUACAUGGUGGCGCGGAAGAUCCUACGCUGCCUCUGUUGCUUCAGAUAUACCCGGUCCUGAGAAGGCUCGUAAACGUGUCUCUAUAGAAGAUCGGCGGGCAAUUGUCGAAUCUUUUGUACACAAGUACAAGGCAUCAAACAAUGGGAAGUUCCCUCCGGUAUCACGUACUUGGAAACAAGUAGGUGGCUCUUUUUAUGUUGUUAGGAAAAUCCUUCAAGAGCUUCAGAAUGAAUCUACAAUGUCGUCAUUAAAAAACGGAAGAAAAAAGUCAUUUCAAGAAACGAAAAUAAAAGAGAAUCCUAAUGUUGGUGGCAAACGUUUCGAAGCAGCAUCUGAUUGGCAAAAUUCCUCUUGUGCUGAGAAGAUCUCGUCUGCUAAUGAUGAUGUAAGCUUGCAACUCGUUAGCCAUUCUGUCCUUCCAAUGAGAAGCAAUCUUUUGGAGGACUCCAAGGAAGUUACUUCUUCUCAUAAGAAACCAGAUAAUGAUGAUAAAGAGGUGGACAUUUCUGACCAUGGUUCUACUGAAAGCCAUGUACUAAAAAAUGAACGAGAUGUGGUUUCUGAAGUUCAUCUUGAAGGUCGUUCUUCAUCUGAAGAGCUGAAGCGUGAACGUCCAAACGGUAAAGAGCAACAUGUUCAGACUUCUCGUAAAUUAAACAGGGAGAACAUUAACAAUAGGACGGUGGAUGAGGCUCAGCUUACAACAAUUGAAUCAAAACCCUGGGGAGAACGUAUGAAGUCAAUUGUAGACGGUAUAAUCAACAUGUGGAGGAAACGUUAAAUCCUUCUUAGAAGUGUUAAUCAGAGCUUGUAAAUAUAGUCUACACACCUGUUAGGGAUAAUGUCACUUUUAAUAUAUGGACACUAAUCCCCUUUUUGGUUGGCUGUUUAUUCCCUUGAGUAAUCUUUUUUUAAUUUAUAGGUUUUUACUUUAUGAUUAUUUCUACAUUUGAAACAGAUUUUGCAGACUCUUAUUUGAAAUUUUCGUAGGCGGGAAUAUGGUUACGAAUUGUUGCUGGUACUUGUUAUGAGAUGUAAUAAAAUAAUAUCUUUGAUGAUUAA